AUGCUUGCGAGUAAGGUCGCGACGGAGGCGGGGGAACGCCACGAGGGGCUCAAGGGGCGCAUGUCUGAAGCCGAUGCUGCCGUGGCUGAAGCAGAAAGGUUGCUCAACGAAGCAAAGCAGCAGCGAGCGGAAGUUGCGCGAGAGCUCGACGAGGCAGGGGGAGAGUUGGAAUCGGCUAAGAAACAGGAGGAGGAGUUAGCUCGCCGUCGUCAAACAGCACAGUCGGAAGAAGUCCGUCUGCAGCGAAUACGAGAGCAGUCACAGUUGGACGAGCAGAAGAUGACCGAAGAAACUCAGGCAGAAGAAGAGGAGACUUCUAGGCGCGCCGAGCUGGCUGAGUCGAUCUGGAAGAUGAAGGAGCUGCACGCUCAGGAAGAGAACGAUCAACAGCCUCGAGACAGCGACAGCACAGGGGAUGGGAGAGGGCGUUCAAAUUCAGAUAAGGACCAGGGGAUUGGGGAGGAAGAGAAGCGACAGCGGGCGUACGAAGCUGCCUCCGCUAAGGAGCGAGCGAGAUGCAAGCAAAGGGACCAGUUAUCGCGAACUUGUCAAGUCAGUUGGGGUCCCAAGCACGCCAUCAACAAGUUUAAGGUAGUGAGCUUUGAGUUUGACGAGAUCAAGUUUGGCGAUGUCCAGCCACUCACGUUCGAGAGCGUCCCAUGGCCCGACCUCCGCCACCCCGACGAGCUCAAGUUCGAGCACAUUGACUGGUCUUCGGUAGAGACAUUCUUUUCCGAGCUGCGUGCGUCGGUGGGAGCUAGCGAAUAUAAAGAGCUUGUGGUAAAGGCGCAUCGAAGAUUCCAUCCGGACAAGUGGCGCGCACGGGCACUGUUUAGCACGGUGCUGGAUGACGAUCUCCGAGACAAGCUGGAGGCCGCAGUGUUGGUGGUGUCGCAAUCGUUAACGCCGCUCUGGAGAGAAUGUAAAUAA
Molecule: messenger RNA, 930 nt
Organism: Phanerochaete carnosa HHB-10118-sp
Lineage: Eukaryota; Fungi; Basidiomycota; Agaricomycetes; Polyporales; Phanerochaetaceae
Exons: 1
Coding region: 1-930 (309 amino acids)
Source: RefSeq, a predicted model, not a curated record